Cylindrotheca closterium is the source of this 1080-nucleotide messenger RNA. The record is from the annotation of a GenBank genome assembly. NCBI's taxonomy places the organism in Eukaryota, Bacillariophyta, Bacillariophyceae, Bacillariales, Bacillariaceae.
AUGCAAGUUUCGGAUCGAACCAAACAUUGUCUCGCCCUUACCCUCUUGGCAGGCCUGGCUUCCUAUGUGAUUUGGCAUUUUGCAGGACGACCCGAAGUGGACAUUGGAACUGACUUCUCCGGUAUUUGGGCCGAUCUAUGGAAUGAGGGACCCGAACUCAGUGACAACACAACCUAUUACUGGCGCACUGGUGGGCGGGGUGGCCUCACGUUGGACUUGCUCAAUCUUUUGGAUGACACCUGGCAAGGAGAGUAUGACAUUGCUGCCAAUGACUGGGAACAAGGUGAUCCAGAUGUUUUGACUCUACGAUCCGAAAAGGGAGUCUCCAACAUGCCCUGCACCAUGGCAUUUGGCGUCAUGAAGAUUUGCAACGAGAACUACGGUGAUACUGGAUGGCUUGGAAUUAAUGAGAUCAUCAUUGGUGGAUCAAACCAAAGGACUAUCGAGUCCAGCCUGGCAAAAAUGAAUGAUUACUACCUGGGACGAGCUUCCUUGGAGGAGCGCCGGUACACAAUGUGUCAUGAGCUCGGACAUGGUUUUGGUCUCCCUCAUACAGACGAAAACUUUAACAAUCGGGACCUAGGAAACUGCAUGGAUUAUACCAAUCGUCCUAGAAACAACUUGCUUCCUGGAAGAGACAACUUUUUGAGACUUCAAGAGAUGUAUGGGCUGCCCAACCAGCGACCACUUGACCCCGUUUCUCCAAAUGACCAACCUGUAACACCAAACAUGUUUGACCCAAACAACAGACCACAGGCGGAAGAAAAUGCUCCCGGAGAGGAUAAAAAAGAAAAGAAGGAGAAUAAGGAAGAUCGUAAUCUGCGAUCUCGUACAGUUGAAGAGCCGUCAGAAGGCCAACAGGAGCACUCGGAACUUCCCCGUCACUUGGCUCGAGAGUACAAAAAGGCCAUGGCAGAACUGGAACACCACAUGCAAAUGCAGCAGCUAGAAAGCGACGAAGUCCAGGGUUCUGGAUGGAGACGUCUCGAAGACCAUUCCCAUGGUGCCGAGUUUGUUCGACGUUUGGGCCAAGAUCACCACAUCAAGGUUCAGAUGCUUUAUGCAUCACCUCAAAAUUAG